GCUUACUGUAUACUAGUUAAUCCCCUACACGCUAUUCAGUAUUCAGCCGCUGUCCUAUCACCAUGGCUUGCGCUCGCGCCAUCACCCUCUUCGCGCUCACGCUCCUCCCAGCGGUGCCAUUGACCACGGCCGCCGCCGCCCCCGGCACUGAGUACCGCCGCCCGGCCCCCUCGCCCGGCCACAAGUGCGGGGCGCAGGGCACGUACGCUCCCGGCAGCGCCUACGAAGCCAACCUGCGGCUUCUUGCGGCCGCCAUCCCUGCCGAAGCAAAUGCGUCCGGCUGCAGGUGCUCUCCCGGCAACCACGCCGGCGAACGCCCCGACAACGUCGCCGCUUCGGCCUACUGCUACUGGCGUCCGGACGCCGGCUGGCCAUCGGACUGCGCCGCCUGCAUCGCGCGGGCCUUCGAGGAGGCGCAGCGGCUGUGCCCAUACCACAGGCAGGCCAUGGUCGUGGUUGACGGCGGCGAGUGCAGCGUCAGCUUCCACGACGUCCAGCAGAGGGAGCAGAGCAUGGGCCUUGGCAGCGCCGGGGAAUCUGUAGCCGCAGAUGGGGAUCAUGCAUCAUAUCUUGACUUGCUCCAAUACAUGAAUAAGGAACUGGCACGCUAUAUGUCGGAGGACGAACUGAUGGAGUUCAAGAACUUUACAGAGCGUGCUACUCAAGCUUCGAAGUCACCAGAAUGUCUCACUAUGCAAAGGAUCUAUCUAUGACAAUUAUGGUUUCAGUUGCUGCUCUCAAUUUGCAAUCAUGUAAACGGUUUGGUCCAUGUAAUAAGAUGCGACUAUGCAAAUUCACAAAAUCCGUCGAUGUAAUAUGUAUUUUUUGGUAUGUAAAAGUUCACAAUUUGACUCUUGA
This is a messenger RNA of Setaria italica (foxtail millet), 858 nucleotides long. Its product is annotated as cysteine-rich receptor-like protein kinase 6. The record is from RefSeq and is a predicted model, not a curated record. The transcript is spliced from 2 exons. NCBI's taxonomy places the organism in Eukaryota, Viridiplantae, Streptophyta, Magnoliopsida, Poales, Poaceae. The coding region runs from base 63 to 713 and encodes 216 amino acids.